Molecule: messenger RNA, 3968 nt
Organism: Chroicocephalus ridibundus (black-headed gull)
Lineage: Eukaryota; Metazoa; Chordata; Aves; Charadriiformes; Laridae
Gene: NUDT13
Product: nudix hydrolase 13
Exons: 10
Coding region: 266-1291 (341 amino acids)
Molecular function (GO): hydrolase activity; metal ion binding
Source: RefSeq, a predicted model, not a curated record
CUACAUUUCCCAGUGCUCCCAGUGGGGGAAGCUCGGCUCAGCCCCUGUAAGGCUGUUUGCGGUGGGAGCCCGGCUUACAACCCAGGUCGCGGUGGGACCCCCACCACUGAUCCCCGCUGCUGGAGGUGGCAUUCCUUCUGCUGGGAGCCCACCAUCCUCAGCAAAAUCUGGCGUUUUGGUGGUUCCUAGGAAGGAAGGGGUUAAGCGCCCACACACACUGCAUUUCAUCCUGCCAGGCAGUGACGGCUACCCGUAGGUGUUGGUUAUGGCUGCGAUUUAUCAAGUGGUGAAUAGAAGAGCUUCCUCUCUUGCCUGCAGGUUGCACUCUACCUAUGUUAGAAAAAUGAGAUACUUAAAUGAGCUAAAGGAAGAUGACAGCCUUUGUAGACAAGCCCAGACCUCAGGAACUUUCUACCUCUUUCACAACCUCUCCCCCUUCCUGCAGAAAGCUGGGAAGAAGUAUUUGGUACCACAGCUCGGUGCAGCAGAGAUGAAAAGGAUCCUGGAGAAAUUCAAAGAGACUGAACAGUGGAUAGAGAAGUCGGUGCUGAUCGGUUGUUCAGAUGAGCACGUACCACACUUUGCCCUGGAUUUAGGAGCCUUGGAGAAAUCAGUCAUUGAGUCUGAACUCCAGGGAUCAUUUACUGACAUACGAAAGGCUCUCUUCGUAGUGGAUGGGAAAGAUUCUUCUUUGCUGGCUUCGGCCCAGUCCCUUCUCCGGUGGCACGAUUCCCACCAGUACUGUAGCAAAACUGGGCAGCCCACUCAGAAAAAUGUAGCUGGCAGCAAGCGUGUCUGCCAUGCCAGCGGAAUAACCUACUACCCACAGAUGUCUCCAGUGGUCAUCACCCUGGUAUCUGAUGGGAGCCGGUGCCUCCUUGCACGACAGCCCUCAUUUCCCCAGGGGAUGUACACUGCUCUGUCAGGCUUCUGUGACGUGGGUGAGAACGUGGAGGAGACAGUCCGGCGAGAGGUGGCAGAAGAAGUGGGCCUGGAGGUGGAGUCACUCUGCUACUCGGCUUCUCAGCACUGGCCUUUUCCCAGCAGCUGCUUAAUGAUAGCGUGUCACGCCUCGGUGAGAGCGCAGCAGGCUGAGAUCAGUAUGAACAGCCUGGAACUAGAGGAAGCCCGUUGGUUUGGCCUGGAGGAAAUCAUGGAGGGUCUCAAGAGAGAACCCAGAUCUUCAAAGCAAGACAACGGUAGUUUUUUACCCUGGUUCCCUCCCAAACAGGCCAUUGCUCACCAGCUGAUUUGUGAGUGGGUUAAGCGGCAGACUUCCCAGCUGGCUUAGGCAUGACUUCGCCAAGUCUGUGAUUCUACCAGAACUACGAAAGCUCGAUACAAAAGCUUCCAAAGUUACUGAAGGCAAAGUCUGCGUUACAGUGAGGAUAACACCAGACUGAUGGCAGUCUUACACUCAGAUACAUAGACCUAGAAAGCCACUUCUAAGCCGGUCAUUCUCAGACAUGACCUUUGAGAUCCCAUGACUUGCAGUAAACGUACAAUAAAAUUCUUCGUUCCAAAGCAUCAAACUUAUUGCGAGCAGCUGCUGCUGUUGCCCAACAAGUAACAGAACAGCCCCUGGCACCUAUGUUCCAUUUUCCUCUAUUUUAUCCAUCCUGAAUGGAUACCAAGUGUCCACUUUUUCCAGAAAAAAAAAAAAGGGGGGGGACGGGGGACAGUGGCGCCUUUCAAUGUUCACAUUUACAUGGAUCUGGAAGAACUAUGGCAAAAAAAAAAAAAAAAGAAGAAAAGCCACUGCCUGUAUGCUCUCCCCUUCUUCUGUUUCCCUUCCCAUUUCAUCUCCCAGUCUCAUACAAAACAUUCUGGGGUUUUUUUUGCAGAUGUUAAAUGGGCUCCUAUUUUGUUGAUGUAUCUGAACAACUAUAAAUAUCUCUAGAGGCACCAUUUUUCCCACCAGUAAGACAGCGUUACUUCCACCCCAAGGAAGAGAGAACAGAGCUAUCUGGUGGUAGAGAGUGGAAGAGCAAAACCCACACGUGAGCAUAUUAGAAGAACCCAGAUAAUGCAAAGGUGAGAGGAACUGCUGCAAGAAAGGACUGCGCUUCUGACAGAGAAAAAUCCUGAAAGGCACAAUGCCUCUCUCUUACCCUGUGCCAGGAGUCUGUGGCUCACCUGGAGAGCUGGUCUGUUUUUUUCUGAUGAAAUGGUGUCAAUUCUCUGGAGGGAGAGCGAUAAAGAGACAGUCUGGGCAAGAAAACCUUGGUAAAAAAGACAGAUGGAAGGAUGUUUGAUAGCAUUGAGACAUGCUCAGAGUUAAUUCUACUUUAGGAGGUUGGGAGGGCAUUCUUUCAGGCCGUGGGUGGCAUGUGCAAACACCUUUCCCACCCUCACUAACUCUCAGUCAAUAAAACCCACGUGUCAGAGCAUAUCUUUCAUGUUUAUGAACUCAAUCUGUCAGUCACCCUGAUAAGAACGUACUCGGUACAGCCAAGGCCAUUGCUCCCUCCCCGCCAGCCCAGCCAGACACACCACAGGAGCCCACGCACCCCCAAACUUAACUGCAACACUCUGCAUCCAGUUUCCUUUAAACCAUCUCUUGCUGCCUCUCUUAGUAGUAGUUCCUCCUGCUUUCUCUCCCAUCACACCAUUCUAAAUUCCCAGCAUUUACCUCUUCCCCUCUCAUCUCUGCAAUCUGCCAUUUUAAUUUUCAGCCUCCCUCCUUUCUUCCCCUGCUUUGCAGUAGAAGAUAUCGAAGAGUUAGAUACCUGCCAGCAAGAUGUUCCUCUCUCCUACUUCUCCUCAAUGCCUUCCCAACUCACCCUUAUAUAGUUCAUUAAUGUGCCCUGAGUUUGCUUCCAGUGUACAACAUCCAGCUCGAUGUACUUAGUACUUUUUAAUAUCCACAUAUGAUCUGUUCUCCCAGUGUCAGAAAAAGGACCAAGAAGUAAAAGCAGCAAAAAGUAGUAUGUAUGAGUGAAAGGAGGAACGGCUGUGUGACUUCUGCAGUAAUCUGAGCUUCGUGUGUUUUGGUUUUGUACUUUUACAGAACAUAUUUGCAGUGUAUGUCUUUGUCAAAGCAGCUGCAGUGUGAUCAUGUUCAACAUCAGAGAAAAUUCACCUGUGUUUGGGCAGGCUGGUCACAGGAGGUGUGAUCAUUACUGCUGCCCACUCGCUCAACACCGGCGGGUCAGACACUGCCCAGGCUGAAGCUCUUUGCUUCUGUGACUUGCCUUUUAAAACAGCUUUAAACAUCUGCAUGUUCCUUUUCAUUAUCAAUAAGAAAAAAGUCUUUCCCAUCUACUCAAAUACUUUUUUUUGGUAAAGCAAGAACAACUACAAGGCAAUAUUCUCAUCGCACCUUUUGAAGAGCCUUAAAUUUUAAACUGUUUUAUAAAAUCCUUAAUCCGUACCCUUUGGACUUAGGUACGAAACAAUAAUGCAAUAAUGGUGGCCUCUGUUCCUGAUGUUAAGAAAGCAGGAAUGAUUAGAGGCAACUAUAGGGAAUACACAGCUAUGAACAGGACAGGAAAACAAGAUGAGAGACAUUGUUCCCACUUGCAUUUGCCUCAGAAAUCUGGCUGAAGCCUGAGUAAUACUCCCUGCAGUCAAGACAGAACAUGCUCCAUGAAGGCAGGUGACUUGGAAAAAGAAACAGACAAUUCCUGACAGAUGCUUCUUCAACAAAACACAGCAGGGCUUUCCUACGUAAAAGAUAUCAGGCAGGCAAAAGGGACAUAGCAACACAUUUCUCUCAAAAACACAUCCGUUAAAUGAAUCCUCUUUGGGGACACUUGGCAUGUAUAAAAUCACUGGGACUUACAGCAAGGCCUGCCACUGAAAAGCAGUCAGCCUGUGGCUUUACAACCCAGUUGUCUACAAGUAUUACCAGUCAGCAUGUUACACAGGCAGCUAUAAAAUAACAACAUUCCUCUGAUUAAUUUGAAAUAGCUUUCUGGAGAGCAAUGCGGGCAGGUUCAGAGCAGCAUUCCAUCUACCUACCAAAA